Molecule: messenger RNA, 1555 nt
Organism: Saccostrea cuccullata (small rock oyster)
Lineage: Eukaryota; Metazoa; Mollusca; Bivalvia; Ostreida; Ostreidae
Exons: 2
Coding region: 136-1179 (347 amino acids)
Molecular function (GO): protein binding
Source: RefSeq, a predicted model, not a curated record
UGGGUAAUUCAAUACAACAGCUCCUUGACUUGGACACCUGAAAACAUUUUGCCUUGUUUCUGGGAAUGCUUUAAAUUAUUAAUAUAUUGGGUAUUUACUGGAGAAUGCCGGAACUUUUUUAUUCCACAAAACAAUAUGUUCCGAUUUAAAUUAACUGGAUCAACACAAACAUCAUUGUUUAAUAAGUUGUAUGAAUUGUAUUGCAAAGGUAUAUCAAGUAUAUUACUGAGUGAAACGUUAGGACUGUUUCUCAGUCAAGCCAUUUUACACAGAUCAUUGAGAGUCUGUACUGACGAGAGCAGUAUCAUUUCUAACACUGAACUUGACAUUAGUUUAUUUGAGGAACUCCGUGCAUAUAAUCAAAGUGUUUCAAGUGCUGUAGAAUUUGCAGCUCUCAUGAAGAACAUUGAAAUAGAGAUAAGAAAAAGGUUGACCCCAUACCAGGAGGCUACAGUACAAAUUAUGACAUCAGACAUAUUACGUAACACUGCGAUGCUGAAACUGUGUAAUGUAUAUCAACAUAAAAAUCGUAAUAAGGUUUAUUACACAGCUAAUUACGUAUCCCGAUUGUUAAAACUGUCAUGUACAUUAGGUUGUGUCUCAGAUAUUUUAUAUCUUGCAAUGUAUUAUUACAAAACAUGUAGAUUUGAACAGUCACUUAGUUGUUUGCAAAAAGCUCAGGACAGAAUGACAAAUCCAUGCAUCAUAUAUUGUAAUCAUGUAAAUGUAGAUAUGUACACACGCUGCACAGUGGGGAUGUCUCUGAAUCAUAAAAUGAGAAUCGCUCUAGUUGUAGCUAUUGUGUUAAUUAGUGAGUACACAUAUAUUGAUGAACUAAUUCUAGAGCAGAAGACCAGUAACGAGAAUGGUGAGCUAUCAUUAUUUAUCCCACCUCUAGUGAUGUUACACAUGUUGUUUACACUGAAUCACCACAAACUGGGUGACAAAGUCAGGUCACAACAAUCUCUACAGGAUCUACACACUCUGCUGCUGUAUGAUGAUGGGGUUUAUGUACGUGAUAACCUCAGAGAUAUUUCGUGGCAAAUCCUGGGAAUCUGUCAACAAAUCUGUGGGGAAUUCCAGGGAGCUCUAGAAUCUUACCAACAUUCGUUACAACAAGAUCCAUAUCACAAGAUUCAGGAAGCAACGCUGUAUAGAGUAGGCACAAUUACUCAAUGAUGAUUCCUUAAAUAACAGUUUAAAAGUGGUUACAACACAUCUAUAUUUAGCAUUGCAAUUUUUGAAAGUGGUAUUAAAUGUUAAUAAAAUAAUAAAUUCCAUUUCUAAUUUGAAAUUUUUAUCAUUUUCUUUUUUUAAUUAGGUUUGUUAAAUAUGUAAUAUUUUUGUUUGUCUUCUUUUUCAUGACCUAUUGUUUGAAUAUUAUUUCCUGUGUAAUUAAUUUUUUUUAAAUGUAUGACGAAACUCUUAUCCCCCCUUUUUUAAAAUAAAAUUGAGCAAUGUUGAGAAUAAGAACGGAUUUCAUGCAGUGUUCUCCAUAACCUUUGUUAACAUCAUUAUAUAAUAAGGUUAAUUGUAAUUAAAUAUCAAGCAACUU